GCCGUCGCCGCCGCCGCCGCCGCCGCCCCGCCCACGCCGCCGCCGCCUCCGCCGCCGCCGCCCCCGCGCUGCAAGAGCCGCUCGUGCUGCUGCCCGCGCUGCCGCGCGGCGCUGAUGCGCUCGCCCUUCGUCGUGGGAGCCACCGAGCGCAGCCUGCACUGCACCCUGGUGCGCAAGGAGGCGCGCCUGCUCGAACUCAGUGCGAAGGAGGUGACGGUGCUGCAGAGAAGUAGAUACUGGUGAACGCCCCCCCUCCCCCUCCUUCCCCUCCCGGGAGAACUGUCUUGCAUAGGGUUCCUCAACCACCCCCACUCGCUCCUCGCACCCAGCACUUUUUCUCGCUUCCGGUUGAGAAGACAGUUGUCCUUUUCCUCGCACUCCCGCCCAUCCCUCUCUCUCUUUCCCUCUUCUUCGCGUCCGUCCGCCCGCCCGGGCUCGCCGGCUCUCGCCUGGCAGUUCGGAGCGCGUCCAGCCACCUCGGUCGCUGUUCCUUUGGGCCCCUCCCGGCAAGAAACGCAAGAAAUGUUUGCUCGUAGCGUCCAGAUAGCGAUCCGCAAUACAACCGCUUUUUUUCUUGUUGUGAAGACUCUUUUAGACCAAGUGUCCCAGCAAAGCUGCUUGUUGAGUUUAAUGAACUAAUUAUCCUCCUCUUUCUUGCUCUACAAGUUCCACUCACUAGGACGAAUCUACCAAAUACAUCGUUGCCUUUACGAGCACUUGCGAAGUCGACCUCUUCUGCCAAUUGCCAAGUUGGAGAAUCCCCCCCCCCUCGAUUCUUAACUUCUCUAACGUAAUCUCCACCCACUCCCCCCUUUCGCCCCGUAGAAUUUGUUCCCGGCGCGACCCGGCACCUGCGGUAGGCUUCGUCAUCAUCAGAAGACCUCGACGCCACGAAGGAGCAUACUAAGACGAGACGGCGGAAAUAUUGCCUGUAAUCACUUGAUUUUCAAUAGAAUAUUCGCAACUAGAAAGGCAAAGACGGUGUUAUUGCGGCAAGAGAGCUCCGUUUUUAAGAUAAGAAUUAUUUGCAUACGCAAGUACGCACACAGGAAAAGUCGUUCAUCUCCAGUCAUUGACGCGUUGCCUCUCUCGCUGGAAAUACCGCUAUCCCUCAACCCAUCCUAUUGCCGGCGAUAGCAGCUUAACACACAAGAUCAUCAUAAAAUCUCAAGAGUUGGACAUCAAUUGUCUUUGCGACAAGUUCAGAAAAAGGACAUAUACAAGAGUGUUCGAAGGGAGCGUGUCGCGAGGCAGGCCCGGGCCGGAGAGGGCAUGGAACUGCAAGUGCUGCUGAGCGACAUGGCCAGGAUCAUGGAGCUGCCGCCGCACUCGUCCUUCGGCGACGCGCAGGACACGCCCCCCUCGCCGCCGCAGCACCACCCGCCGCUCCAGCACCAGCACCAGCAGCACCAGUCGCAGCAGCACCAGCCGCAGCACCAGGGAACGUCGCUGCCCCUCGCGCAGCACCUGCAGCUGCACGCGCAGCACCAGGCGCAGCAAGUGCAGAGCAGCAUGUUGGCGCUCCUGGGCACCGCCGCGGCGGCGGCCGCCGCCCACCCUGACGGCGCCGCCCACCCCGGCCACACAGGGGCGGCGGCGGCGCUGGCGGUGUGGCCGGGCGCUUCGCCCUCGCAGCGGCCGCAGCUGUCCCCGGCGUCGGGGGGCAGCGACGCGGGCGACGUGCUGGCCGGCGCGGCCGACGACUCCGCCUCCGACCUCUUCUGGUCACACGGAGCUUCAAGUUCUUCUCCGCCGCGCGACGGCGGCGGCAGCCGCCUUCCGCCCCGCGCCUCGCCGCGCCCCGCCGCCGCCGCCGCGCGGCCGGCCCCCCGCCGCCCGCGGCGCCCGCGCGCGGCGCGAACUGAAGCAGCGCUGAGCAAGGAGGGGGCGCGCCGACCGGAAAGCGCAGCGUGGGAGGCGGUGAGAGGCGGCGCUCUCCCAAGGCGCCACCCGCCCCGCCCCCGCCCCCGCGCCCGCCACCACCGGCGCCGCCCAGGCAGACCGCCGCUGGACGGGGAAGCUGCAGCGGCGGCGCGACGACGCCGACAAGAAGGCGCGCAAGGACGCAGCGAGGCGCUGCUGGCGCUGCCGUCGCUGACGGUGUUCAAGCAGGAGGCGCCUUCGCCCUCCAACGGAGACAACGGCAGAGAUGAGGGCGACGGGGGCGGCGCGAGCGGCGGCGCGGGCAUGGCCUCCCAGCUGCAACAGCUCCUGCAGCAGCACGCGGCGGCGGCGGCGGCGGCGGCGGCGGCAGGUGCGGCGGCGCGGGGCGGCGGGGGCGGAGCGGGCGCCAUCUUCCACCCCGCGGCGGCUGCCGCGAUGCACGGGGCGGGCCUCGACGCCCACGCAGGAAUGGUAAAUUCUGGAGAGUGCUUCAGUCAGCAUAUGGGUGCAUCUGCAACAAAUAGUCCUGCAUCUAGUAAUUCCUGCCCUUCUGCUGGUAACCAAGAGCCAGGAGUUGACUGUCGGUUCCAAUACGUGCUUGCCGCAGCUACAUCGAUUGCUACCAAAGUUAAUGAGGAAACACUUACAUAUCUCAACCAAGGACAAAGUUAUGAAAUAAAACUUAAGAAACUUGGUGAAUUAUCAGCAUACAGAGGAAAAAUUCUUAAGAGUACAAUUAGAGUAUGUUUUCAUGAACGGCGACUGCAGUAUACUGAAAGGGAACAAAUGGCUGCUUGGCAGGCAUCACGACCAGGUGAUCGUGUCGUGGAAGUUGAUGUUCCCUUGUCAUAUGGCCUUUUAGACAUUAUUCAAGAUCCCAUGCAGCUUAAUGCUGUAGAGUUUUUAUGGGAUCCCACAAAAGAAGUUGGAGUUUAUAUCAAGGUGAAUUGCAUCAGUACAGAAUUCACUCCAAAGAAGCAUGGUGGAGAAAAAGGGGUCCCGUUCCGCAUUCAAGUUGAGACAUACCUCCAAGGAGAUGGUGGAUUGAAACGUCUGCAUGCAGCUGCAUGUCAAGUAAAAGUUUUCAAGUUGAAAGGAGCUGAUCGCAAGCAUAAACAGGACAGAGAAAAAAUUUUAAAACGACCUUUAUCUGAACAAGAAAAAUAUCAGCCAUCAUAUGAAUGCACUGUGCUCAGUGAUAUACCAUCGGAUGCGCUUAUGCUGCCACAACCUGUGACACCAGUGGUGACCUCAAGUAUUUCAACUGGUCCAGUUUACAGCCCCACUGAUGCUGUGUAUCGCAAAAGAGAUCGUAUUAUUGUUUUAAAUAUUUUAAUUAUGAAGCAUCAUGACUUAUGUAUCAGAAGUUUGGACGUUGAAAGGAAAAUUAUUGGCAACGGAAAUGGCUUUCAUUGGUAUAAAAAAAUAAAUAAAAGCUAUAUUUUUGCAUUUGUAUCAUUAGUUUCGGGGGAUCUGACGCUUGGAUACGCUCAAACAAACGUAGAAAAAGUUAAAAAGAGAAUUAAUAGCUUCUUUAUCUAUUCUAAUAAUAAACACAUUAAUGUUAAAAACAAUUAUUAUCAAUGGUAUAUUCAAAAUAUUUCAUCACCAGAUGACAAACUUGAGAAAAUACAGACUGCAUUAUUUGAACCCAAACAUUCUGCUUUUAAAAUUUCUCUGCCCUUUCUGAUAUUUUAUAAACAAACAAAACUUCCUCUUGUUGCCUCCAGCAAUGGGGUGCAAAUGUGGAAUAUUGGCAUAUGUGCAAAUAUUAAAUUUUUAUUCACUUGUAUCUCACUUUUGAGUCACAAAAGCAUCACAGAGGCCACAACAGUGCUCCCGGCCGCCCCAACGCUCCUCUGGCAGCCGCAGCAGCAGGGUUGCUGCCCCCGAAGGAAGAGAGGGCAUCUCUUCUUUCACUCCCCUCUGGAACCAACGGAGGAACAAAUUCAGGGGUGCCAGGUGCUGGCCUCACAGGCGACACAGCAUCAAGCCUUCAGCCAGCCAUUGGCCCUGUCUCCCCUGUCAAUUGCACCAAGCCUCACUCUCUACUUGUGUGUUGAAGAGCAAAGCCCCGUAUAUCGAGCAUUGUACCUCCACAGCUUGUCUUAUGCAGAAUUUGUUGGAAAGCUAGCUAAUCUUGUGGGAGUUCCUGUAUCACAAUUAAGUGACGUUUUACUUCAAGGACCAGCUGGUAUACAUGUCCUACUCACUGAUGAUGUAAUUCGCAAUGUUCGUAACGAAACCAGAUUUAUGCUUGAAGUAUUACCAGAUACCAACCAUGAUCAGUAUAGGCUUCUUUUGAAGCCUACUCAAUGAUAAUUAUUGUAUAGAAUUAUUAUUACAAAACUAAUAUUUCAAGAUGACCACAAAUAAUUUUUUUUAGUGGUUUGCAGCAAUGUUACUGUAUUUUAAAUAAUUCCUUACAUGCCAAUUUUUAUAAACAAGAGUGAAAAUAUUGUUAGUAAAAAAAAUAAUAAAGCACAUUGUUAUUUUUCUAUUAAUGCAUAUUAGAUUACUUCCUAGCCUUGUGAAAUGUCAAUUUGGAAUAGUAAUUAAACUGUAUGUGGAUUCAGUGUAUGAUAUCAUGUUCAGAAAAGAAUAUUUCAUAUGGCACUACUAUUAGUUGAAUGGUCAUCAUUUAUUUGUUAUGUACAUGAGUGAUCAUCCAGAGCUUUACAAUUUCUCUUAAAAAAAAAAUUAAAAAAAUAAAAGUGCAAUUUUUCCUGUGACCCUUCAUUGCCACAAGGACUUCAUAUUUUUUCGUGCACGGAGUACAAGUUUCAGUGCAAGAGCUCAAAAUGGUAGGGCUGCCUGAGUGACUGGUCUAAUGUGACUCACUCCUUGUUGAACCGCCUCUAGUCUAGUGAAAGAUGAAUGGCUCACAGGCCACUGCAGCAGACCUUCACGGGAAGUCUGCCCCAGUUCUUGCAUUUCAGCAGUCUUGCUCUAGACCAAAAUUCCAAACAUUUUAUUGAUAUGUAAUGUCAAAUAGUGAUUGUUUGAGCCAAUGGUAUUGUACUCUUUGCAUUUUUUGCUCUUUUUUGUUAUCAAAUUAAAUAUAAUUAUUUUAAAUAUUUUGAUUCAUAUAACAUUUUGUUUUAAUUCUGAUUUUUUUUUUAUCAAUUAGCCUACACUUUAUUUUUAAUGAUCUAUUUUAGAAAUAACUGUAUUUUGAGCUUUAGUUAAGAACAAAAUCUACAGUUUAAAGAAUUCAAUUCUCAUUUCCUUUACACCGUAAUUGAGAUUUGUUGAGUAAGGUAGAUCUAUAUUUGUAGACAAUACUCAAAAUAUAAGCUGAGGAAAUGUACCAUACAUUCAUCACAACUCAGAUUUUAGAGAAAGAAUGAAGUUGUCAAAAUGGGUCAUUAUCAUCUACGUGUACAUAAGUUUACGAAAAAAUAUGAGUAGUAAUUUCAGUGAAUUUUAAAAACUUUAAGUUUUUAAAAUCAUUGUGUGACAAAGAAGUACAUCCUUUGUUAGCUUCAAAUAGAAGCAAUUUGCAAGGUACUAAUGGAUUCUGUACAAAUUUGAUGCAACAUCCUCUUAUAAUGACUUGCAAAAUGUAAAGGGACUAGUUAAUGGAGAUUGUUUCCUCCAAUCUUUCUAUCACACUCGUACUAAAUGAUGAUGAAGAUAUUUGUGGUGUCUUCUAUAUCAAAGUGCAAGAUACUUGCAUAAUCUUGUCUACCUUCAUUGUAAUCAAGAUGAGAAU
Molecule: messenger RNA, 5599 nt
Organism: Gryllus bimaculatus (two-spotted cricket)
Lineage: Eukaryota; Metazoa; Arthropoda; Insecta; Orthoptera; Gryllidae
Source: the annotation of a GenBank genome assembly